Marchantia polymorpha subsp. ruderalis is the source of this 2751-nucleotide messenger RNA. The record is from the annotation of a GenBank genome assembly. Lineage: Eukaryota; Viridiplantae; Streptophyta; Marchantiopsida; Marchantiales; Marchantiaceae.
AUCGAUUGCAAAAUGGCAGGCGCAAAAUGCAUGAGCAUCGAAGGUUCACUUCACUUCACUGCACAGAAGUCUCAAAAGUCAAGAAAUCGCGUUGGGGAUGCACUCGUUCCUGAUACCGGAACGACAUCUUCUCGGACGAGACUGUUUUCCUAGAAACGAGGGCUCGGGCGAUAGACACGCACGCAGCACACAAAGCAAUCCUGGUGAAGAAAUGACAGCAAUUUCCUUGAUUGAUGCUGAUUAUAUCCCCCAAAUUUCCGUGGACUCGAACUGGAAUGACGAGUCAAAAUUCAAACCAUCGAACCACUCAUGCACAAUCGCAGUCAAUCCAGAGGUUUACAGGCACAGUUGAGUUACCAGGGCGAGUGGACGAACAUAACCACAGCGCUCUCAGGUCGGAGAUCAGAGGAAAAUUGCUCACGUGAACCAUUUUCUCAGAGGUUAAUGGCUCACAAUAGCGGACGGACUGCCUCACCUCCGUCAUCAGAAUCAUCUACGUUAGAAUCAUUCUCAGAACAAUUGCAUAUCCGUCAGAUUCUGAGUGUUUAUCCGCUCAACUCGAUCGUAUAGUGACAGGGUGGACUUGAGAUCAAUAGGUUUCAGGUUCCAGCAGUUGGAUGGAAGUCUGAGAGAAGAGGGGAAUGAUGUGAAUGGCCCUGACCUUGUGGGUCGCCAAGCACAUGUGAUGCUCGGCAUGUGACCCUGUGUGCAUGAAGAUCAGAUGGCACCACACCCUUGUGACUUGAUAAGGCCGAGCACGUUCUGGGCGUGCGAGGCAUUCCUUCUCGCGCACAGAAGCGGUUCUGUGUUCAGCAAGCCAAUCGUUUCUCCAUGAUCGCGUCGUGCAUCCCAUUCUUCGCUCCACCGAAGCAGGUUGUGAUCUACCGAGCGACUUCAACAGUUACCAAAAUGAUUGCCAUAGUGAACGAAGAACUAGAAUCCAAGCGUGUGGUGAGAAACAUCUCUCAACAUACAGCGAGGCUGGAUCAAAUGGAGAUAUUCUGCUUCCUUCUCAAGCGUUUCCAGGCACAUCGACGGGAGAAAAAGUGACCAUCUGUGAGCACAGUGUGCGCGCUGGUGUGUGAAGCUGUUGAGGGAUGCGGCUCGACGUGCGAAGAAGAAGACAAGCAAAGUAGUCGGGAGUGGAUCAGAUUUCUGCCAUAUGUGCUCCAGGGAGCACAACGACUGUGUUCUCCUGCGCACCCGAUAUCUUCAAUGGUCGCGCUGGGCACAACACAUGCCAUGCCGAUCACUCUUCGAUUCUGAAGAUGUUUGGACCCUAUGUACAGCUGUAGCACGUCCCUGAGCUUCUCUAGUGCUGGUUCGACAACCAUAUCAGGAUCCACUCCUGAGCGUUGGGCUCAAUACAGAGCAAAAUGUUGCUCACGGUGUUUAGCAAGGUCUUAAUACUCGGGAAAUGUCUGAAAUCGGUCGUCUUCUCGUGCAUCCGAUGCCUAAUUUGGAGCUCAAGUUUUUGCUUCCCUGAAGAGAGCAGCAGCAGACACAUCAGAUACAUCAGACACAGAAGACACCGCAGGCGCAGAUCUAAUGCUCUAUGCCCUAGCCAGAGACAGAGCAAUGUAGGCAGCACCUCUGAAAUUACAUGCGCAUGACUUCUUCAUCAUGCAGCGGAGUCGCGGUGCAUCAGUUCUUCGGGACUCUGCUCCCUCCACAGGAAACGAUGAAGUCCAGAAUCACUCUUUCAAAGCCUACGAGGCAACGACUGCUGUUACGGCGGCAUUAAACUGAUCAGCAGAAAUUGACCAAGACAUGAUUGCAGAUGUUCUCGACUCAACCAACAUUGUUUCUGGAAACACGAGAAGGAAGCAAUCAUUGUAGUUUCCAACUUUGGAUGCUGCCAAUGCAGAUCAUGUGACGAGGCAAUAUUCAUCUGGUGUCGUGGACAAAUUGUUGCAAGGAAUCUUACUCAUGGUGAGGAAACCUUUGCAAGCAAGUUCGAUCAGAAUCCAACGGGAGAAAGUAACUUCAUUACGGCUUCCUGUUUUCUGAUAUCGUCGCUACUUUGUCUCCUCCAGCGCCUUACACAAUCCUCCGUAGAAUUUCUUAAGUCCACGGAUUAAUCUUGUAUGGAUUUUGUUUUAAUACAGAUACUAGAAAAAACAGUCUGGAAGAUAGCACUUGCAUGGAGCAAUCCAUAUCAGUAGAAAGUGAUGAACUGAAAAGAUCCGGGGCAUCAUUCUGGUGUCUAUUGUUUGGGAUGCACCUCGAAGCCGGCUAUAGCGUGAUGAUAUGGUCCACCUGGUUUAGUGCAGACUAUUUCCUCUGGGGAAUCUUGGCCUAAGUAAGUGGACAUAAAGGACAUUUUUGAUGCAGUCAAAGUCCAUGGUUUCAACAAUAUUAGUUCAACCCCACCAUGCUGUCAGAGCUCUUCAUACUCAAGAAUGAUAACGAGAAUCCUUUGAUCGUAAGGACCAUAAGAAAGGCUGUUCAUUCAGUUAACUGUGAAGGAACAGACCGUUGAAAGCAAGUUGCUUCAACAUUCUUAUGUACUUGUAUUUGUAGAUAUCAUCAUGAUCACGCUCUAGGAUGAUCUACGAGAGAUCAAAACUGACUCGAGAAACUCUUGUUGCCUUUACCUGCUUCUUUUCAUUUUGUAAGAAACUUGAAUAGUCUGAGAAACCAUCUCUGUUUGCAUCCGGGUCCUCAGAUUUGAGGAUGGGAGGGCAUUCUCUAAUAUCCGAAAAAAGGAUGUAUACAGUUUCAAUGAACAUUGUCACGAUGUGCUCACUG